Molecule: messenger RNA, 1125 nt
Organism: Dentiscutata erythropus
Lineage: Eukaryota; Fungi; Glomeromycota; Glomeromycetes; Diversisporales; Gigasporaceae
Source: the annotation of a GenBank genome assembly
AUGUUGGAUGAACGUCAGUAUAUAGUUCGUCAUGUAUUAACAAAAGAUGGCUACAUGUUAAACUUAUUUUUUACAUAUAAUGAAGCAGCACAUCAGGUAGCAAUAUACCCAGAGGUGCCUAUAGUUAAUGCAACAUAUAAGACCAACAUAUAUAAGCUUUCUCUUAUAAAUGCUGUAGGUGUCAGUAAUGUCGGUGACUCCAAAGCUCUUAAUACAUAUACUAUUGCAAUAGCAUGGGUAUUUAUUUCAGAUAGAGCUUUAGCUCUUCGAAAGGCAGCAGACAAGGUUUUCUCGGAAGCAAAAAAAAUAAUAUGCAUAUGGCAUAUGCUUGCACAAAACUUACAAACUGCGUUUGCUUAUGCUGAGAAAAUGAAUGAGGUUAAAAAGGCAUUUAAUGAGGUUAAUAAAGCAGCAAUGAAAAGUAAAGACCCAAAAUAUAUUCAAACUUAUUUUGAGAAAUGGAAAAAUAAUGCCGAAUCAGAAGGAAGUCAUAGUGCUUUAAAAAAAGCAAUCAAGGCAGCAAGUGGUUUGAAACAAGUCUUUUUACAUAUUGACUGUGCAUUCCGUCAGUGCCAGCUACGAACAAAUGGAACCUUUGGUUUGAACAUCAUUUCUGCUGAUCCAUUUAUACGUAAUAAUAUGAGAUUUGAGUUGUUGCUUGAAAAAAUUUCUAAAUGGGCAAUUGAUAAAAUCAAAAAUAAAGUAUGUAAAAUAGGAGAGAAUAAAAAUACAGAUAAUAGCCCUUGUGAUUGUAGCUUAAGAUUAAAUUAUAAAUUACCAUGCCGUCACAUAAUUCCACAGACAGGACCUAUUCCACUUGCUCUUAUCGAGGUACUAGCUAGUGAAGAAAUUGUUAUUCCAAAGGCACCGUUGCCUAAUGCACCUAAAAAGAAACAUCCAACAUCUACUAAGCGAGACCCUCUUCUCAGCGAUGUUAUAGCAAAUACCUACCAAAGACCGUUAUACUUUUUCUCAUUACAAAUAAGCCUUACAUUUCUUCCAUAUCACCAUCCCUUGAACCAAAACGAAGCUCUUGCAAUGGCUUUUGUUAAUGAAAAUCAUUACGUGGCACUAGUAUUGAGACCUGGUACACCUGUUCCACCAAUUGUUAAUCGAUGGUCCUAA